This is a messenger RNA of Calidris pugnax (ruff), 1984 nucleotides long. It is a transcript of the gene NSG1, whose product is annotated as neuron-specific protein family member 1. NCBI's taxonomy places the organism in Eukaryota, Metazoa, Chordata, Aves, Charadriiformes, Scolopacidae. Gene Ontology annotation, biological process: endosomal transport; clathrin coat assembly; G protein-coupled dopamine receptor signaling pathway. Gene Ontology annotation, cellular component: endosome; membrane. Gene Ontology annotation, molecular function: clathrin light chain binding. The record is from RefSeq and is a predicted model, not a curated record. The transcript is spliced from 4 exons. The coding region runs from base 211 to 768 and encodes 185 amino acids.
UUAUUUUUUUAUUUUUUUUUUUUAACUCGGACAUCGUUCUUGCUGCCCCAGACGCAGCCGAGUCGCAGAGACCAAUGUGUAAUUGUCUUCUUCUGUGAGAUAUUUGGGGUUCCCCGGGGGCUGGGGAAAGGGCUGGCGCGUCCCCAGUUUCUGACGUUUUGUGUUUGUGUGCCUGUGUGCGCCGGCAGAAAAUCCCUCUAUCCUGGAAGAAUGGUGAAACUGGGGAACAAUUUCAGCGAGAAGAGCACAAAGCAGCCCCUUUUGGAGGAUGGAUUUGACACCAUCCCCCUGAUCACACCCCUGGAUGUCAAUCAGCUCCAGUUCCCACCUCCUGAUAAGGUUGUGGUCAAAACGAAAACAGAAUAUGAACCUGAUCGCAAGAAGGGAAAGUUCCGUACUCCUAAAAUAGCUGAGUUCACAAUCAGCAUCACUGAAGGGGUUUCAGAAAGAUUUAAGGUAACUGUGCUGGUCCUUUUUGCCCUUGCGUUCCUAACGUGUGUUGUAUUUCUGGUAGUCUACAAGGUUUACAAGUAUGAUCACACCUGUCCAGAAGGAUUCGUUUUCAAGAAUAACCAGUGCAUCCCAGCCGGGUUGGAAAACUACUACUCGGAACAAGACUCCAGCGCUCGAGGGAAGUUCUACACAGUCAUCAACCACUACAACCUGGCCAAGCAAACCAUCACGCGCUCCGUGUCCCCCUGGAUGACGGUGCUGUCAGAGGAGAAACUCUCUGAGCAGGAGACUGAGGCCGCUGAGAAAUCAGCUUAGAACGAUGAGAAGCUAAUUAUUAACACUAUGUCAUUUGAAGGUAACUAAGGGACUUUAAGGAACUUUUCGUUAAAUAUAAUUAUGGAUAAUUUAGAGGUUACUCAUGUUUAUGGUGCAAUUGCUUCUGUUUGCUGAUACUGCUUUGCAAAAAAAAAAAAAAAAACAAACAAAACCCAACAAAAACUUGCUGCAGAACAUUCAUGGGCAUAAACCAAGGUGCAUAUCAGCAUUGCUUUAGAGCUUUGACACCAUUUUCAAUGUUAAAAAAAAAAAAAAUCCAAUAUUAGUUAUGUUCUUGCAGUUUAUUGGAUACUGACAGAUUUCUUCACUGGAUUUUCAGGGCUUGGACCUUAGAGAAAUCAUGUGUUCUGUUGUCUGAACUGAUACUUUAUUUAUGAAUUUUUUUAUCUAUAUCUGUCAUUUUGCAAACUGAAACACCCCAGCCAUAACUAGAGUGAUCUCUUGUUUAGCUGAGAGCUCUACUUACUAUUUAGUUUUGGCUCGAGCGCGAGCGAUGGCGGGCAUUGAUGUCGAGGGCGUAACGUAACGACUUGUACGGAGAAAGAAACUGUCGGGUAGCAUUUUUUCUUACCUUUUCUUUACUGUUGUUGAUUUGUAAGUGCUAAUGAAGUUCUCUGCAACAAGGCAUGCUCAAUGUUUUAUUAUUGCUGUCAACAGGAUUUAACUGCAUUUCCACUGUGGCUUUAGCAUCUUGGUAAGGAUGUGCACUGAAACACAAACUAGGUAGACGUUACGGAAAAAACCACAGAGAGUUUUAGUGAUGGAUGUUGAGGACGGUGUAAGAACUUCACAGUUCAAGAUGUUCUAAUGAGAAACAGCAUCUUUUGAUGAUAGGUAAGAGGCAGAAAAAGCCUGUGCACAGUAGAUGUAGUCCACGAUGUAAUUUGUUGGAUACAGCUGAGGGAGUAAUGUGUCUAAAUUUUCUCUUUUAUUACAUGAACAUUUUCCCUUUUUUAUGAAUUAGGAAGAGUUUUCCGUUUCUGUAUGGUUUGCAGUUUGAUACUUUUUAAAACACAGAGCAUCACGAGUGAAACAGUAGCGUUUUAGAUACCACAACUGGCUGUUUGAAAGCUCUGUGUGAAACUGAGUGAAGAGUAGAACUGUUUGUGUGUGGCUUGGGAGGGGAAAAGAUGUAGAGGAACAUAGUAUUGUGGAUGCACGUUAAAGUUCCAUUGUAAUUACAAACUUAUCCCUU